CUGCGGACGUCAAUCAUGCGCGGACUUACGUCGUUUUCCUGACACGACACUUCUGUGUGAUUGGUCCAACUGCGGCUGAGAGGCGGGCACUUGAGUGCCCAUCCUGAAAUCCCAUUGGACGAGAGGAGCCUUGGUCGACGUGACGCAAUUAGGAAUUCCCAAAGUUCCCAAGUUCACAGGGAGAGAGGAGUGUUGUUCACAAUAAAAAACUAAUCGUGUUGAAGGACAAAAUACAACGACAGAAGUAUAAGCAAGUUGGAAUACCUUAAAGCUGUAUCUGCACCGCGCCGUGCCCAGUUCAGCCUGCAGGGGGCGAUGUCUGACAACAGCAACAGCACCGGCAGCAGCGGCUCGUCCACCAACAGCUGGACCCUCCUGUCCCCAGAGGAGGCUGCUGUUGAGAGCGUCGGGCCCGUGGAUGAUGGCACCGAGAGCCUGGGCGACGUCCCCAGUCUGUCUGAGGAGGUGGCAGGAGCCGCCGUGGAGUUCAAACCGAGCGACAUUCCAGUAGAAACUGUCCUGUCCGAGGAAGGUCACCAGGUCAGUGCGAUUUGUCAAGAGACAUCUCCAGGGUCCAGUGAGGGUCCCGUUCCAUCUAGUCCAGGCCGGUUGAGCCCUCUCUCACCCAUCCCUCUUGACCCUCUGGACUUUGACCAGGAGAGCCAGCCUCCUGUCAUCCAUGAUAUCGACACCAGUUCCCCUAGCGACAACGAUAUGCUGGGAGCCGUGCCGUUUGUCACCAAUAUCGAUUUGGGGAUUCCGCUUGAUAUCCCUCCUAUUGAGCUCCCCCCAGCUGAGCCCGAGGUGCUGAGCUCUGAGCUACUUGUGUCUCCAGAACCAGUCCUCGACGCACAUAUCGGCCCCAUCUCUGCAGCAGAGGGAAGUCCAGAGUUUAACAUCCCCACAGAGACCCUUACAGCCACUCUUUCUCCCUCUCAUGUUGAACCUGAUAUCAGAUUUGUACCAGAAAGUAGAAGUCCAGACUCAGAGAACUUGGUGACAGAACACCCCAUUGGUGAAAGUCCUGUACCAGAGGCCAUUGGGUCCAUAGAUGCUCAGGAGGAGGAAAGAGAGCCAUCGGUGACAAUGUCCCAGGAUGAGAGAGAGGAGGAAGAACCAUCCACCAGUUUUGAUCUGGAUGAUACGAGCAGCUUUGAUGACGGUCUGAGGAGGAGGAAUGUGCCCUCGUUUGAGGCACCGCGAUCAAGGACGUCAGAUGAGGAAGACGAGGAAGAGGAAGUAGAGUUUAAGCUGGCCGAGAAGAAAGAGGAAAAGCCCUGGUUCUCCUUGAACAAAUGCAUUGUGGGAGCUCUGAUCCUGCUCUUCUUAGGUUCCCUCUUUCUGUCAGGUUUCCUCUCUGACCUGGAUAAUGGCGACUUUGACGCGUCUGAGCUCGAUGGAGAACAAAGCCAGGACUGGCUUAGUGCUGAUCCACAGGAUAUGAAAGCAUUAUUGGAUAAACUGACACAGGAAAACCAACAGAUCGCUCUGCUAGAGGCUCAGCUUCAGUCUCAAAAAGAAGAACUGGACUCCGCAUUAAAGGCCUUAGCGGCAAAUGGCGAUGAAAGGGUUAAAGCGGAUCUGGAACAAGAAAAUACAAAUUUGAAGGAGGAGCUGUCGUCUUUGCCUGAGCUGAAGAAAGAGCUGGAAAAUCUGAGGGCCAGGGUGACUGAGCUCAGCCAGCUCACAGUCAAAGCUCAUCAGGAAAUUCCUCCAGCUACACCAAGUUCAGCCCCACAGCCUGAUGACAAAACCAGUCAGAGUAUUCAGAAAUCAGCCGAACCUGAGAGGAGAAAGGGCAAAGAGGAGGAAGGCAGCCUGAAGGAGGAACUCCAGAGACAGAAAGGCCUGCUGGAAGAGAGCAGGAAGAGACUGGAAGGGAUGAAAAAACAUGGAGGUGACAGGAAACGUGUCAGAGAUAGUCUGCAGGAAAUCCAGAGGAAGCUCUCUGAACAAGUAGAGAGGUGGGGGAAGAAGAAGAAGAAGCCGCAGGAGACCAAAUGGAAAGGGAACAAAGGCAAGGAGAAGAAAGAGGGGAGACGAGAGAAGGAGUGGAAGCACGGCAAAGAGGGAGGAUUGAAGGACAAGGAGGAGAAGGAGUGGAAGUCUCAGAAGCCCAACUCCCACAAGGAGGCCUGGAGGAAACACCAGGACGAGUGGGAACGGAAGAAGGAUGAGCGCAGAGCAGACCGAGAAGAGAGGAGGAAGGAGAAGCCCUGGCACAGCGGCUCUGCUGAGAGCUCCCACAGCCAUCAUCAUCAUCAGCAGCAUCAUCAUCAGCAUCGCCAGCCUCAUCAACGCAGCCACCACGACUUCUGGAGAGACCAGGAGCAGAAGCUCCAGCGCAACAUCCGCCCCCAGCCGGGCUGCGGCUCCGUGGACGCCUGCGCCGCCCGGGAGGGGCUGUACCCGGUGGAGCUGCCCGAGUUCGAGGAGCUGCUGGAGGGCUACCUGAGCAAGCUGGAGGGCUCCCCCGCCGGCAGCAAGGACAGGAUCCGGAAGCUGACGGCCGACUUCUUCGAGAGCGGCGUGUUCAUCCACGACAGGGUGCGCUUCAGCGACUUCGCCGAGGACGUCGCGGACAUUCUGGAGGACAUGGUGGACGUGGUGGAGGGCAACGGUCAGAAGGAGGACGACUCCCUGGAGGAGGAAAUGGAGGAGUUUGAGCGAGAGGCCCUGUGGAAGUUUGCUAACACGGCCUAAGAGGGAGGAAGGGCAAGAAAUGUAACAGUACACUAUGAGACCUGUGGUCGUUGCAUAGGACAGAUCCUCCUCAGAGCUCUAACUGUAGUAGCUUCCUGUACAGAGUAGUCGUGCCUCAUAAACGUGUCCCAGAGUCUUUCAUUCUACGCUAGACUUGUACCAUCUUGGACUUAGCCGUCGUUACCUACCUCUGUCAGGUCAGGCCUCCUAAUGAAGUCCCUCAGUAACGUGUUGUGUUGAUUUCCCCGGCUACACAGUGUUUUCUUAACAUACGUAGUGCAUGUUGCAGCUCAUUAUGUAAAUUCAGACUCGCACAAAACAUUUAGCAGAUUCUCAAAGGUUCUGUCGGAGCCGGUGCAUUGUGGGUAAAUCUGUUCAAAUCACACAGUAUUGAAUGCAGAAAAUGAAGGAAUGUUACAUUUACUGUACUCGUAUUUAAUAUUUUCCUCCCUUUUCCUUUGCGAAUGCCACGCGCUCCACUUUGGAUGUAGCAGAGGCCGGAGGAUGAGAUGCAGCUUCUCUCAGCGAUAAGAUCUGGGAUCAGGUCACGCCCGUCUCAUAUCAGCUGCUGUCUUAGAGGCCUUUGUGUUUGGCUUCCAGCGUCAACUGUCAGUUGGCAGCAGAUGUGUGGAACAAGCAGGAACCAGUUUGACGGGACAGUGAUAUUUAUACACUGUAUGCAGCCAUUGUUAAGUGGAAACGCUAAGCUAAUAGCGUUUGUCCCAAACAUUCACUUUUACUAGUCUCUGUUUUUAUUUCUGUGUUUUGAAUCCAAGGGGACCUCCAACACAUGAUCUACAUAUACUGGGUAUCCCAGAGUGAGAGUAAAGUCCAGAGAGUGAUCUACAGUACAGCACCCCAAGUUUAGCAAAUGUUAUAGAUUUGUAAAUUAGCUUAAAAGAGACUGACCACACAGUUUUCCUCUUAUUUAGUUGAGGAUAAAGAAAAGAGCAGCUGUAUUUCUUUUAGUUGAAUAAGCUACUGUCGGUACAGAGCGAAGUCUGGGAAAACAUAAUAUUGUUUUCUAGGUUUUGAUCCUGCUAAUAUCCGUGGGUGGACGUGAAGUUAAAAACACCAGAGUGUGACUGUUAGUUUUCAUUAUUCAAAUUAAAAAGAAGCGUUGAAGUGUCUCAUGUAUAUUUAUUGUUGCCACAUUAUAGAGCCACAGGUUAACACACUGAAUGUGAAGAUGAAGGUUUCACCUGUUUUUGAUUUCCUGACAUGUAGUUUGCUCAGCUACUGCUUAUGUGCCUUUACCACAAAUAAAUAGAUUGAACAACGGCCUGA
Betta splendens (Siamese fighting fish) is the source of this 3990-nucleotide messenger RNA. RefSeq names its product pre-B-cell leukemia homeobox interacting protein 1a (gene pbxip1a). The record is from RefSeq and is a predicted model, not a curated record. Lineage: Eukaryota; Metazoa; Chordata; Actinopteri; Anabantiformes; Osphronemidae. The transcript is spliced from 11 exons. The coding region runs from base 316 to 2703 and encodes 795 amino acids.